Drosophila elegans is the source of this 1618-nucleotide messenger RNA. RefSeq lists its product as uncharacterized. Bases 1193 to 1525 code for a protein of 110 amino acids. Lineage: Eukaryota; Metazoa; Arthropoda; Insecta; Diptera; Drosophilidae. The record is from RefSeq and is a predicted model, not a curated record. The transcript is spliced from 2 exons.
GUUUCCACUUUAUUAAAGCCUGUCAGAAACAGAACAAUGCUGAUAAAUUAUCUUUGGAUUGCACUUUAAUUAAUAUUUCAUAUAUUUUUAAAACUUUUUAUUGUAUCAACCGUGAAUUUAAAUCUUUGCCCCAUAUGAACAAUAUAUAUUUUAUACUUUUUUAAAUGAACUGCCACCAGUAUUAUUUAAUUUGGUUGACUUCACUGGCGUCACUUAGGGAAUUAAGUGUAAAUUUAUUUACACUUACCACUUGUAUUUACUUUGAAUAUGCGAACCACAUUUUUCAGUUUGUGUUAAUAUAAGCAUAAAUUGCAGAAAUUCCAGUGUUCUUUUCCGUAGAAUGGGCUUACCUUCAACUCAGGUGUUGUGCCAAAAUAAUUGCUAGGUUUUUCGACUUUCCUUUUGAGUUGACAGCAAUGGAAAUGGGGCUCAGUUGUAGUUACCCAGCUUGGCUCUAGUUAAUGCAAUUUUUAAGUAUUUUUUUCUGGCCACAUUGCAGUUUUAAUUUGGCUUAGCUCGAAUUUCCAGAGUCCGACAUUGGGCUCAUAAAUUAGUUGGGUGCUCGGUUUCAAGUUGCAUGCCGCAAAUUGCCUUGCACCUUGCCACUUGUUAUGGCUUGGUCUGGUGGUUUAAUUUUUAAUUUCGUUUAUAAUUUCACUCAACUCUGGUCUGGCUUAAUGUGCUCUAUUUAUUUACUUGUAGUAACAUGUUUUUUGUACUGCGUAAAAGUUCCCAUUAAAGCCACUCAGUUUUUUUUCGCUCACUUUUGGGAAUUUCUCCAUACCAGUGGCUGCGACAUUUGAAUCCACCUUGAACCAUGAACUCGGCUAUGUUUCGGGUUUUUCAUGCAUAUUUAUACUUUAUUUAUUCACUCUUAUUAUCAAAUAAAGAGCCAGAAUUUUUUGCUGUCGCAUGUUUGACAUGCCGUUUGUUAUUCUUGAUCAGAGCCUGUGUGCGCAGAUAUUUUAUUUUACCUUUUUGGGAUGUCCCGUCAUGACCUUUACAUUUUUUUCGGCUCCCUAAAGGGUUAAGCAUUUUUGUCAUUUUUUGGCCAGGGGAAAUGCAACAACAUUAUUUAAAAGAAAUUCAGUACGAACUGAAUUGAUUUAAAGUAAAGUAAAGUUGUACGAUUUUACUGUCAAUUUUCGUUUGUAUUCAAUGUCUUUUUAGAUCUACAAAAUAAAAAUCAGAAAUGGAGAACCGCACUAUAUCGCACUACCUCACAUUUGCCUUAAAGAAGCUUGACCCACCAGCAGAUUGGGAGGAUAUCCUGAAGUUCGUCUUGACCACCCUGAACUCCACGUGGCGUCGCAAAUAUUACACCAAAGAAUUGAGAAAGGCUCUGGAAGUUGGACUACGCUUUGGCAUAAUACGCGAAAUGAAAAGCAAAUAUUAUCUGUAUGAAUAUGCGGAAAUAAAUUCGUUUGGAGAAAUUUCAUACGAGUUUACCGACAACCCCCUGAGUAUUUUGCGUAUAAAGAAUGAAGGGGAGAAGGAUGAUGAGAAGGAGCAGGAUGAUGCCUGAAUUAGUCUUUCAGAAAAAGCGUGAAAAGAAAAUAGCAGUUCUUGACCAAAAGAUAUUUUAUUGAGUAUGCCAAAUAAACAUAAUCAUUAUGUA